AUAGCUUGACGGUUGGGAUUAGAUUGCUCAUAAAAUACAUAACGGUUGCGUUUGUACAAAUCUAAUAUACUUUGUCUGAAUCUAAUCGCAAAGCCGGUCGGGAGAAAAGAAAGAGAGGGUUGACACAUAGCUUGCCGUCAGAAAACAAGAGUCUUUUUUGGUUAAGAACGUACGUAAUGCCACGAUGUCGAGAAAAUAAAUAAAUAAAUAACGGACGACGUGAUAACACGAAACGAACUUUCUAAUAAAUAGUUUAACAAAAGCGAAAGCACCAAUCACAAACCCUUUUUCCUUUUUCUUUUUAUUUUUGAACACACCAACCCUUUUUUUCUUUCCUUCUUUAAGUCGAGGGAAAGAAACAAAAACUUUCCGCCGCAGGAAACGAAGAAGAAACUGUUCUCUCCAGAGAUUUGCAAUUCUUUUCUCUCUUCUCGUUUCUUCAGAUUGUGUGUACGAACGAGAAGAAUCUUCACGUCCGAUGGGAAAUUUCCUAACGACCGGUUCUAGGGUUUUUGAAAACAGAGAAGAAUCUUCAGGUUCCUCUGAGGAUGAACCGAAGUCAAACGAUGUUAACAUGGAGAGUGUUAACGACUCUGGACCAGUUGAAGAUUAUGUGAUGAGUGAAGCUUCUUCGUUACUCAAUACGAAGCAAGAUCAUUCCAGAGAUGGGUUCCAUGUAGGAGACUUUGUGUGGGUACAAGGAGUCAACCGUCACCAAUGGUGGCCUGGGAAGAUUUAUGAUUCUUCAGAUGCUUCAGACUUAGCUUUGAAGCAAAUGCAGAAAGGUACAUUACUUGUGGCGUUUUGUUGGAAAGGGACGUUUGCUUGGUGCACUCCAUUGCAGCUCAAACCAUUUCUUGAGAAUUUCAGAGACUUUUCCAAGACUAGCGAUUCCAGCAGCUUUCUCAGUGCUGUGAGAGAAGCUGUGAGGGAGAUUGGUCAACAUGUUGAGAACCUCUUGGUUUGUGAUGAUGCUAUGGUUUGUCCUGUAGCUGUGAAUGGUGGAGUAAAGAAAGGAGUUCUUGUACCUGACGGUAGAAGAGAAAUUGUAAAGUCUUUGCUUCUUGAAAAACCUGGGAUAGUUCUUGAAGAUGUUAAGAGCCUUGCCAAGGAAGCUAGUUUUAGUGAUGUGUUAGAGAUUGAGGUUUUGAAGAGGAAAAUAUCCGCGUUUUAUCGGUGGUCUAAAGGAAGGUUUGGUUUAGCGAAAUACGAUGAUGAGAAUCCAUAUAUCAUAGGACUCGAAGACAAAGAGGAUGAGUAUGCGUUGAAGUUCAACAACUCUUCUUGCCAUAGAUCAUUAAGAAAGUGCUCUGGCCUUACUAGUAAUAAAAAGAGGAAACAUGGUGAUGAAGUUUCUAAGUGCUCAAAUCAUUUAGAAGAGAGUGAGAAGAAAGAGGAGUCAGGUAUUGAUAUAGUAGUUGAUUUAUCAACUCCACUGGCUUCACUCUGCAAGAGGGUAAAGGUUGAUGAUGUUUCUUCAAGUGGUGAAAGAAACACUGGGAGUGGGGAGACUAUAGUGCAAAGAGGUAAGAGAGAGAGGAAGAAAAGCAAGUAUCUUUCUCCAGAAUACUUGACAGAUUUUAGUUGGAGCAGGAGAAAGAGCAAACUAGAAUCCGAAUCAGCAGAGCGAAUGAUCAGUUUUGUUAGCUUGGGAGCUACAACAGAGGAAAUACUGGAUCUUAUCCGUGCAGCUUCCCUCAGCACACAACAUUCACAAGAGUGUAAAAGCUCGUAUGACAUGAUAAGAGAGUUUGCGUCCAUUUACCGAAGCUUUACAUAUGUUACUGGAGCCAAUUACAAAAGAAACGGUUCUGAUGAAGAUAAGCAGCUUCAAGUGAAGGUGAACAAGAGAGAAACACCUGAAAACACAAAUGAAAAGAAGGGAGUGACGGAUUUGGAGUGGUUGAAAAAGAAGCUUGAAAAGAUGAGAGCAUUGUUGGACGAAUCAGAGGGAGGAGAGGUUACGGUAGAGUUGAAGAUGAAACUUGAAGAGGAAUCAAGAAACUUGCUAGACAAGGUAAGGAAGAUGACUGUUUGUUCAUCUUAACUUGUAGGAUGUUUAUUAGUUGAAGACGCUAGAUUUUAGGAGGAGCAUUGAGCUUAAUUCAUUCAGAUGAACAUUCAAACCUUUUGUUGUAGUGAAAAGUGCAUAUUUCAACCUUAACUUUACCCGUCGUGUCUA
Brassica napus (rape) is the source of this 2182-nucleotide messenger RNA. Its product is annotated as PWWP domain-containing protein 6-like. The coding region runs from base 479 to 2047 and encodes 522 amino acids. The record is from RefSeq and is a predicted model, not a curated record. The transcript is spliced from 2 exons. Lineage: Eukaryota; Viridiplantae; Streptophyta; Magnoliopsida; Brassicales; Brassicaceae.